Molecule: messenger RNA, 2048 nt
Organism: Erigeron canadensis
Lineage: Eukaryota; Viridiplantae; Streptophyta; Magnoliopsida; Asterales; Asteraceae
Product: 3-hydroxy-3-methylglutaryl coenzyme A reductase 1-like
Exons: 4
Coding region: 130-1905 (591 amino acids)
Biological process (GO): isoprenoid biosynthetic process; sterol biosynthetic process; coenzyme A metabolic process
Cellular component (GO): endoplasmic reticulum membrane; peroxisomal membrane
Molecular function (GO): hydroxymethylglutaryl-CoA reductase (NADPH) activity; protein binding
Source: RefSeq, a predicted model, not a curated record
GACUUACAUUUAUGAAAAAAAAACCUAUACAUACACAAUUCUAUACACAUAUAUAAAUAACAACCCUCCACUACCUCCGAAAUCACCGGACAGUCAGACAGACACAAACCACUCCCUCCAUCCAUCCAUAUGGAUCUCCGCCGUAGACUCCCUCCAAAACCACCGUCUUCCACCGCCAUCCACCACCGAAAACCUCUCACCACCACCGACUCCGAUCAAAAACUCCGACCAAAAUCACCGGUUCCAAAAGCUUCCGAUGCAUUACCUCUUCCAUUAUACCUAACAAACGGCAUUUUCUUCACUCUCUUCUUCUCCGUAUCUUACUAUCUUCUUCACCGGUGGCGCGACAAGAUCCGGUCAUCCACGCCGCUCCACGUGGUAACGUUGUCGGAACUUGCUGCAAUUUUAUCUUUAAUUGCGUCGUUUAUUUAUCUGUUAGGUUUUUUCGGUAUCGAUUUUGUUCAACAAUUUGCUCGAAACGAUGACGAAAGCGAAGAAAUGGAAGAUAGUUAUGUUACAAAUUCCAAACAAUCUGUAUCUAUAGAUUCUAAACAACCUGUAUCUAUAGAUUCAGUUCAGUUACCUAAAACUGCUUGUUAUAAUGAUAAUGAUAAUGAUAAUGAUAUUGAUAUUAAUGAUGAUGAUGAGAGGCUUAUAGAAUGUGUAAUUAAUGGUUCUGUUCCGUCGUAUUCGUUAGAAGCUAAAUUAACAGACUGUUAUAAAGCGGCUUCUAUUAGACGAAGAGCGUUGGAGAGGACGACAGGGAGGUCGUUAGUAGGUUUGCCGUUAGAAGGGUUUGAUUAUGACUCGAUUUUAGGGCAGUGUUGUGAACUGCCUAUAGGUUAUGUUCAGAUACCGGUGGGAAUAGCGGGACCUUUGUUGAUGAAUGGCUGUGAGUAUAUGGUGCCUAUGGCUACGACGGAAGGGUGUUUGGUUGCUAGUACGAAUAGAGGUUGUAAGGCUAUUUAUGCUUCUGGUGGGUCCACGGCGAUUUUGUUGAAAGAUGGGAUGACUAGAGCGCCUGUUGUUAGGUUUGCUACUGCGGAAAGGGCUUCACAACUUAAGUUCUUUUUGGAAGAUGGUGUCAAUUUCGAUACAUUGAGCGUCGUUUUUAACAAAUCGAGCAGAUUCGCUAGACUCCAAAGUAUUCAAUGUUCAAUUGCGGGCAAGAAUCUAUAUAUCAGAUUUACAUGCAGCACAGGUGAUGCUAUGGGAAUGAACAUGGUGUCAAAAGGUGUCCAAAAUGUAUUGGAUUUUCUUCAAAAUGAUUUCCCAGACAUGGAUGUGAUUGGUAUAUCUGGAAACUUUUGCUCGGAUAAAAAACCUGCUGCGGUCAAUUGGAUUGAGGGGCGUGGGAAGUCUGUUGUUUGUGAGGCAGUCAUCACUGAAGAGGUAGUGAGGAAGGUGCUUAAAACCACAGUACCUGCCCUUGUAGAACUGAACAUGCUUAAAAAUCUUGCUGGUUCAGCAAUCGCUGGCUCUCUUGGUGGCUUCAAUGCUCAUGCUGCCAAUAUUGUCUCAGCAGUCUUUAUAGCCACUGGUCAGGAUCCAGCCCAAAACAUUGAGAGCUCUCAUUGCAUUACUAUGAUGGAAGCCGUCAAUAAUGGAAAAGACCUACACAUAUCUGUUACCAUGCCUUCGAUUGAGGUUGGCACCGUUGGUGGAGGGACACAACUAGCUUCUCAAUCAGCAUGCUUGAAUCUACUUGGAGUCAAGGGUGCGUGUAUGGAAUCGCCAGGGUCAAAUGCAAGGCUCUUGGCAAGGGUGGUAGCUGGAUCAGUGUUAGCCGGGGAGCUAUCGUUGAUGUCUGCCAUAUCAGCAGGGCAGCUGGUUAAGAGCCACAUGAAAUAUAACCGAUCAAGCAGGGAUAUGGCAGCGAUGGCAGCCAUUGCAGCAACAGUGUGAAGUUUUUGCAAUUUUCUUUCUUAUUGAGUGUAUCAGUGUAUGUAUAAAAUUCUUUUGGGGGGUGGGCUGUGAAGGGUUAUUUAUAAGUCAGGGUGUAUUUUUAACAUUUUUGUUAAUUUAUCAAAUCUGUUUUUGUGACUUAA